Molecule: messenger RNA, 5237 nt
Organism: Acanthaster planci (crown-of-thorns starfish)
Lineage: Eukaryota; Metazoa; Echinodermata; Asteroidea; Valvatida; Acanthasteridae
Product: D(1) dopamine receptor-like
Biological process (GO): adenylate cyclase-activating adrenergic receptor signaling pathway; positive regulation of MAPK cascade
Cellular component (GO): plasma membrane
Molecular function (GO): G protein-coupled receptor activity
Source: RefSeq, a predicted model, not a curated record
GUGGGUCUCCGCGGGGUGCCCCUGGUAUCGAGUCAUCCUGUUUCCCUGCUCCUUGUCAGCAUCCUGAUUAGCCCCGGACAAAGCACAUCAGACGGAAUAACAUUGCCACUUUCAAGUCAAGGAGAGUCUUAUUCUCUCCUGACGUGAACCAACUUCGAGCGUCUUCGAUGAAUUAUGACCAUCGUUUUCCCGCGGACCUCACUUUCGCCUAUAAUUGACACCAGCGGCAAAUCUGGAAACUGAAAGGUAUGGGUUAUGUAAAUCAUAACCUACUCCAUAAACAUUGUGUGACUUCUAUCGCAGCUUUAAGACAUGGACAUGGCCUACUGUGAUCUAAUAUUUUCCACAUCGGGCCGCCGUGUCCCACCGGCCAGCGUUUCUACAGACACAUCCUCGUUACAAAUUUGGCAUCUGAGACAGACAACCCAGUGGCAAUCAGCUGUUUACUGUCAUUUUCCCACAUCGUGAUGCAAGCCCUGCGGCAGCAGCAGUUAGAGAGAAAAAAAACCAGAUUAUCAAACUGAAUUUUUGCUAAUGUAACACUCGACCAGACUGUUUUUUAAUUACCUGACGGAACACGCUCGUGUAUACACACGGCAGCGGGUUAUCACAAUCAAAUGCAGCCAUUAACGUUCCAUCGCCUAAGUACAUGCCUCACGAAGGCGAUUUCUGACGUGCUAGCAUACCGCUCUGGAUAGAGAACUCCGACUGUAGAGUGCGGUGCUUGGCACGGAGUGACGGCCAUGUUUUCGUCUCUCGCAAAUCGUCCGAACUGAGGCGUAAGGUGUUGAGACAAUCACGUAGAAACUUCAGAAAGAUUGGCAUAUCUGCAUGAGAAACCACUGGCAACAGGUUUUUUGCGAGCUCAAUUUUGCGCAGCUUAUUGGAAGAGACCCGAAUUAAACGUGCGGAUGGAGCACCGCUGUGCACAGCCUCCGAUACUAGGAGCACAGAGCGGGUCUUGACCGUUAGCUUGUGGGACUCAACCAGGGAGACGAACGUGCGUUUGGGUACGAUCAAGCCUUGUGGAAUGUAUGGUCUUCGGCCACACCGAAAAUGUGUACAGGCAGUGUCUUGAAUCGCCCCAAUCAACCAAUGUAGUCUCAGUGGAAUUCCCGGAAGCCCUAUUUCCACGACAGGUGCUAUGCAACAGGUGGAAUAGAAGGGAAAGGAUAUUCCAGCGUACCACGUGUCUGCAUCGGGUACUGAACGAAGGCGCCCAGUUACACGAUCUCCGCCCCGGUGUCUAAGACCCCACGGCAAUCAUAGAGCAUCAGAGAUGAUGGACCGCCACCGUCUUUCUCAAUUAGAAUCCCUCGUGUGAUUCGCAAGUUUAAAUUCCGUCGGUGGCUGGCAAGUGGGCAAGCUAUGGUUUACCUGGUGUGUCGUGGUUUAAGAUGACUGUGAGCUUGGCCACGUUACCAGAGGAGUUGUCUUCGCCGCCGACGCAGGAGCCAACUACCGCCGUGCCGUUCAUGUACAGUGAGCUGUGGAAUGACUACAAUGCCUCAAUGAGCGAGUCAGAGCCGCUAGCCCCCGGGGACCCCAACGUGGCGGCCGGCAUCGCCUUGGCCAUCAUCUCGCUGCUGACCGUCUUCGGGAACAUCCUAGUCAUCGCUGCCGUCACCUCAUGGAGGAAGCUGCGGCACAAGAUCACCAGCUGGUUCGUGGUGUCGCUGGCGCUCUCGGACGUCCUGGUGGGCUUCCUGGUCAUGUCGUGGAACGCGGCGUCCUUCACCAUCGGUUACUGGCCGUUCGGCAAGUUCUGCACCGUGCACCAGGCGCUGGACAUCAUGAUGUCCACGGCGUCCAUCCUGAACCUGUGCGUUAUUGCGCUGGACCGCUUCUGGGCCGUCACGCAGCCCUUCGACUACCAGAGCAAGAUGACGCGGAAGCGAGCCCUGAUGAUGAUAGCGUGCGUGUGGAUCGUGUCAUGCGUCUUGUCCUUCGUGCCUGUCCUCGCUGGAGUUCACACCGUGGACGGCAUCCAAGACUCCAUAACGGCCAACCCGCCCACCUGUGCUUUUAUCCUUAACGGAAUAUACGCCGUCUUGUCCUCGUGCAUUAGUUUCUAUGUUCCUUCCAUCGUGAUGAUUAUAACAUACCUGUUGAUAUACCGCGAAGCCCGGCGACAGGAGCAGAUUAUACGCAGUCAAAACAGGGUGCUUGAUAACAAUCAGAAAGGAGAGCAUAAGGCUGCCAAGACGCUGGGCGCCAUCUUGGGCGUCUUCGUUUUCUGCUGGCUACCUUUCUUUGUGGUCAACUGUAUUCUUCCUUUCUGUUCGCAUUGCAUUAACGAUGCCGUGUUCACCAUCGUGCUGUGGCUGGGUUGGGUCAACAGCUCCUUGAACCCGCUCAUCUACGCCACCAAUCGCGAGUUCCGCACGGCCUUCAAGCGCUUGCUCUGCAAGAAGCAGUUCUUACGGGACCGGACCAUGGAGUACAGCACCACGGUGACGCUGCUCAUGCACAUGGGCAACGGCAAGGUGGACUCCAAUAAGAACGAGCGCAAGAAGAAGGCGAAGGCGGGCACCAGCAGCCGGCAGUCGGCGCCGGCCCAUACGCUAACCGCCAUCACGGAGUUCGUCACGGAGGAGUCGCUGAAGGAGGAAUGCGAAGGGGAGACGGAGGGACCUUACCCGGAGCACAACAUCAGGCCCCGGCUCGCGAAAUACCAAUCGGACACGGAGGAGAACCUCACACCGCAGAGUGGAAAUGAUUUGCUGGAAGCGGAAAGUGGCUUGAGAGGAGACUACUAAGGCUGAAUGGUUCCCCCCGUAACGUGCAUACACCUUCCCUGGGCUGAGAUCGCCGUUGAGAGAAACGCAGUACUCGUGCAUACUUGACUAGGGAACUUCUCCUAGACCGUGCAGACGCAUACCACAGCAGGGUAAUUCAAGCACGGGGUCAAACUGAGUUCUUAACGUCGAAAUUACUUCCUUUGCCUGUGUGUUAGAUUUGAUCAUCCUUGAGGUAGCUUUUAGAUUCAGAUUGAAAAUGUUUUUAUAUUUACCAUGCUCCGAGCAGUGCAAUUUAUCGUGUUUACAUUUUCUGUUUAUCUUAUUUCUGAAAAGUUGACGUAUCGCCUACACGUCUGUUUUAACAUGCUGCACACGUGUGCACAGUGGGACUGUACAUAAAUUUUUUAUUAUGGCAAAUAAAAACUUGAACAUUCCAAAGAGCUUGCACAGAGCUGAAAAAUAUUCUUAUCUGUUGAACAGUUUGUUUAUCUGAUAGUUUGCGUGUAAUGCACCAAUACACUCAAAGGCCAAUCAUAUCUGCCUGAAAAUGCUGUCCCUGUUCAAGAGAUAACCAAUAGGAGCGACUCUUAUUAAUGGGUUAAAGUCCGCCACCAAGGGUUACCAUGGUGCUCCCUUGUUUAAGUAUUAAAUUGGGCAAUCGCAAGAUUUGUUCAGAUAAGCGCGAUUAACUCAGAAUUUGUAUGGAUUGCAGUCAGUUAAUUUACGAGGCUUCAAGUAAUGUUGUUGGAAGAGUGAGGUUAUUAAAAACGUUCAACUUGUUGAUCAUACCGUUGAAAAGGUGCCCUUUCCAAGCAAACGCUUGGUGGCGGGCUUACUGUGGAUCCCUCCCAUUGGAGGCGCUGUCCCUUAAGAGAGAGGUGGCUGGGUGUGUUUUCAAACGAACUUGUCCUGGCGCGCGUACAGGCUUGCUUUCGUUCUUCGUUGGUUUAUUCAUGUGUGCCAGGGUGCUCAGAGUCGUUUUUGUCGGUUUUUUUUUUAUAAAUGAACUCCGCUAGAACUGUAAUUCAAAGCUUCCGUCAUUGACAAAAAGGACUUGAUGUGAACCAUACCGUGACUCAUGUAUCAAUUUGUUUUUGACAUUUUCCUUUGAGGAUAAAUUAAUUUUUAUCAUGAACAUAUUCCCCUUGCUUGUUGUGGUGCUAUAAGUAUAAACUUUGAUGAUCAUUAAUUGGACACGGAUCGGCCCAUUCUUCUUUAAAUAUUGGGAAAUGCUGAAAUGAUGCUGGUUCCCCCAUUGAAACCACUCCCGACGAUCUAUUCAAUUUUUCUCAUACUCGGAAUUUAUUUUUGUCACGACAAAUAACGCAUCCUUUACAAAAAUGGGUCGUGUUAUGAAAGACAUGUGAUGCCUCUCACAGCCUCUAAUUUCCUUUUGUUCUGAUAGGCCCUAUUCCUAUUUCUGUCUUUCAUAGUGUGACAAGGGAAACGAACUUGUUCAAUAGUUUUCUUGAGUACCUACACGGCAAUCUCUUUGUCAAAAUAAGUUUAGACCACACCCUGCGCUUUUCACGGCCUUCAAUUUCCUUCGUUUUUUGAUCAUCAAACUGAGCGCCUACGCGGAUGGAUGAACUUUUCAUGAAAAGCUCUGCCUCUUUGGAAAUGUUCGUCUGUGUCUGACGAUGCCUAGCUUUCAUUUUCCUUGGUCCGGUUGAAAGAAAAGUUUGAUUGUGAUGUUUUUGUUUCUUAUCAAAUGCUUUAUAAUGUCAUUAAGUUAAAUAUUUUUUCAUAAAACCUCGAAUCGGACUUGACAUUAUGUCAUCCUGUAUGAUUAAAGAAGAAACUUGUGAAUUUUGAUGUCUUGAUAGGUCACAUUUCAAUGCAACAUCUUUCUGAAGGGGAACCCACUAAAUCACGAGUUUGCUUUUAGGGGAAGGGAAUUGAUUAGUUUUUCACUAAUUUCAUUAGAAAAGCCAUGACAGUGUGUUUGAACCUUUUUCUUAAUUCCUUUCAGAAGAAGUAAAAGACACAUUACUUUGUUUGAAGAGCAGAAGGGGAACUUUUUGAUAGUGGACGUAAUCAUAUACUUUUGUCUUCCCUCGUGUUCCCGCAAUUUGCCCACUUGAUUGCAUAAAUCCAGAUCGUAAGUUACAAUGAGUUUUCCACAAACAUUCUGGGAACUUUGACGGGUGUCUCUCUAGGUAAUGCCCCUCUAUUCCUUCUUUCAUGGCCAUGGGAAGCCCUUCCUUUCGCUUGAAUUGGGGACAGGUGUCUAUGGUUCCAAAGUCAAGUUCCCUGUGCCAGUUAUCUGUUGGCAUUUAGUUUUGAAAAUUGUUUUGAAGUUCUACAGGGUGAUGUGUUAAGCGUGUCUAUCCACCGUUUGAAGAAAGCGUAAAAGUUGAACUAUCAUGAAUAAAUUGUGAAUAGCAUAAGUGAGAAGUAUAUAAAAAUGUUUCUGAUGUAAAUCUAAGAAAAGCAGUAUUAAACUAUAGCAAUAAAUGCAUCGUCCAUUUUUUUUCUGGACGCCGGAAGAGAAAA